UUUAGAGAGGUGGCUCUUCUGACCAGCCCGCCAUUCCAAAUAUACCCCUUUUGUCUCCCAGCUUUGAGUUUUUCAUCACAACUGAUAAUCCUCCUCUCUCUCUCUUUCUCUCUCUUCCCUUUCUCUCUCUCUCUCUCUCUACAGAAUUUCACGAAAAACGAAGCACAAAUCGAAUUAACUAGAGAAACAAAAUACCGAAAACGGACAAAAACAACGCCCAAUUUUUCUAGGGUUUCAAAUUCCUCCCUCCAAUUUCCACGGGCACUGAUUGAUUGUUCAUUAAUAAUUUCCAUUUUUUUUUAAUUCCACCUCAAUCGCCAUUUUUUUGUUUUCCUCUCCAGGAAAACCGUUUCCUCGUUCAGAUCAGAAUUAGUAGCGAAGAAGAACGAACUCCUAUUUUUUUUUUUUUUGUUUCCUGGAUCAGAAAUCACGAUGGGGAAAUACUUUCCCGGGAAAAUUUCAGCUCCGGUUUAUGGCUUUCUUAUUCCUCAUUAAGCUGCAAGGUAAGUUUUGGAGAUUGUGAUUUGAUCCGAAAGCGUAAGUUCUAUUUGGUUCUCUGAGGUUGAGAAAAAAGAACAGGAAAUGUAUGUGUAAUCUGAAGUGAAAUUUUAUCAGUGUGUAACCGAGGGAGGUAUUGAUUGGAGCUUUUGGUGUUUGUGGAUUUUAAUUUUUUAAAGAUUAAUUCUUGAGCAUGCUUGUAGUUUGGUGUGUUUGAGGUUCUGUUGUAAUGGAGUCUGAUAAUUCGACCCCGUCCACCAGCCUGAUAAAAUGCUGCGACUGCGACUGCGAAUAUUGCAGCAGCUCUUCAAUGAUGAAGAGGUCUCUUUCAAGUGCUUGUCUUAGGUCUGUGAAGCGUAAGUACGACGAGUUUGAGGAAGAAAAAAAUCAAUUCACAAUCCCAGGUUUCAUCGUGCCACAAAAUGCACGUGUAGAGAUAGGAAAUGAAUGUAACGUGCUUCGUGAAAUGGUCACCAAUCAGCAGAGUAAAAUUCAGGACCUCAUGUCCGAGCUGGAGGAAGAGAGAAAUGCCGCCUCGUCAGCUGCCAACGAAACACUGUCCAUGAUUCGUAGAUUGCAGAGGGACAAGGCGGAGGUUCAGAUGGAAGCGAGGCAGUUUAAGAGGUUUGCGGAGGAUAAAAUGGCGCACGACCAGCAGGAGAUUCUGCGAUUGGAGGAUUUGUUGUACAAGAGGGAGCAGACCAUACAGUCACUUAUGUGUGAGGUGAACGCGUAUAAACACAGGAUGAUGAGUUAUGGGCUGACAGGGCCGGAAGCAGAUGGAGACAGGGGUACUUUGAGCCGGAACACUAGCAUGAUUGAGUACCCGGAAGGGCAGAUUGAGUUUCCUCCUUAUGAAAUUUACCCUCCUUUAAAGUGCAAUUCGAACGAUUCACAGGCUUAUCCAGAUGGAGAUGAUGAAAUUCAUGAUAUGGAGAAAUAUACGUAUGGGGAAACUCCACAUCCUCGGGAUCAGUUGAAGGAUUUGGAGGAUCGAAUCAAUAAAUUGGAGAGAAGUCCGAGGGCAAUCCAGUCUGAAGGUGAAUUCAUUAGUGCGAAAAACGUGCUUGAAAAGGUAAUAGUGGGUCAGUCUCCAAGACUGACGAAUCACAUUAGGAAGUAUUCUACCGACAGCACGAAUUCAAUUCAUGCAAUGGGCCCGGAUCUUGCCAGAGAUUCUCCCAAGUAUGGAACCAGUUUUAAGAAAACGCAAUUUUCCUAUCUUGAGGAGAAUUCUAAUUCGAGGAAGGUGGAUAAUGCAUCGGAAGUUGAAGAGGACUUGGGUGACAGGGUGUACACAAUCGACUCUGUUUAUCAGGCAACUUCUAUUAAUGGUCUUAUGGGUUCCAAGGUUUCUGUUGGAGUUGGUGGUGAUGAAUGUCUCGACGCCCCAAUGGAGUCACUUAAUCAUUCUGAUGAUAAAGACAUAGAGAUCCAGAAGCUAUAUGCAAGGCUUCAUGCUCUUGAGGCUGAUAGAGAAUCGAUGAGGCAAGCCAUUAUUUCUAUUGGGACUGACAAAGCACAGGUUGUACUGUUGAAGGAGAUAGCUCAGAACUUCUAUAGAGAUAUGUCUCUGCCAAGGAGAAUGCCCGUAAGGAGUCCGUCGGUGGUUGCAAAAUUUUCCUUCAUGUCGAUAUUCAAGUGGCUCGUUCCCCUUGUUUUCUGGAAAAGAAAAGCGCGCAGAUGCAAGUACAUGUUCGGUUUAUCAGCCAACAAUGCAGGCCUACUAUUGCUUUUGGACCGAGGUCCUCGUGUGGGGCAGUGGAGAUGUAUAUUCAGUACGAACAUGCAAGUCAAUAAUACGGACUAACAUAUGUGUGUCACUUAUCAAAGGUUUCCGCUUUGUUUCACGUUUUCCUUGUUAUGGUGGGAUUGCAGGUAUUCGUUUUCGUGUAGGAUUGCGUUUUAUUGGCAAAAAAAGGAAUACUUAGUAUUCUUGUGGUCGUUAUAUCCUCAUUUGGUUUUGUUCAAAUUUAGUCGAGGUUUUUUUGGUUCUUAGUUUGUUUUUCUGCUGUAUAUAUACAAAGAUUGUUGAUGGAUUAUCCGUUAGAGGCUUAGAGCACACAGUGUGUUAUUCUUUUAUAAGUGAAGAGCUUUCACGUUCA
Messenger RNA from Erythranthe guttata (spotted monkey flower), 2603 nucleotides. RefSeq names its product myosin-binding protein 7. Lineage: Eukaryota; Viridiplantae; Streptophyta; Magnoliopsida; Lamiales; Phrymaceae. The record is from RefSeq and is a predicted model, not a curated record.